Vitis riparia (riverbank grape) is the source of this 1410-nucleotide messenger RNA. RefSeq names its product two-component response regulator ARR9-like. The transcript is spliced from 5 exons. NCBI's taxonomy places the organism in Eukaryota, Viridiplantae, Streptophyta, Magnoliopsida, Vitales, Vitaceae. The coding region runs from base 170 to 607 and encodes 145 amino acids. Gene Ontology annotation, biological process: phosphorelay signal transduction system; cytokinin-activated signaling pathway. The record is from RefSeq and is a predicted model, not a curated record.
CCUCAAGAUUCUGGAUGAUGUCUCGGGGAUCAUGCUCUCAUUGUAGCCAGUUAGGCUCAGAUAUAAACCCACAAACACCAUCUCCAACCCAUGUGCAUUCACCUCUCAUUCUCUCUUUUCUUCAUCUUCAUACUUCUUUUUGCUGGCCUUUUUUGGGUGCAACAAGGCAAUGGGUAUGGCUGGAGAGUCACAGUUUCAUGUUCUAGCUGUUGAUGACAGCAUCAUAGAUAGAAAAUGGAUUGAAAAGCUCCUCAAGACCUCUUCUUUUCAAGUUACUGUUGUAGAUUCUGUGAGUAAAGCUCUUGAAUUCCUGGGUUUGCAAAAGGCGGAACAAAGAAAUCAUCACCAAGAAACGAAAGUAAAUUUAAUUAUUACAGAUUAUUCUAUGCCUGGAAUGACAGGCUAUGAUCUCCUCAAAAAGAUCAAGGAGUCUACAUCUCUUAAAGGCAUCCCAGUUGUGAUCAUGUCUUCUGAGAAUAUCCCUUCUAGGAUUAACAGAUGUUUAGAAGAAGGAGCAGAAGAUUUCUUCCUGAAACCUGUUCAAUUAUCUGAUGUGAACAAGCUUAGACCCCACCUACUUGGAUGGAGGACACUCGUAGAGAUUUGAAGUUUCAAGCUUCACAAAAAUGCUAGAAAUUUGAAUGUUGAAUCUUCACAAAAUCCCUAAUUAAUCAAGGGUUUGAGUCCUGAUCACAAGUGGAAGAUGGAAAUCCUUGUAAGUUUCUUUUCCUCCGAGUGGGUGGUCGACUCGCCUAACAUGGGGUCCCAAUCGAGGGUCUUGGGUCGUUAUCAAGGCUCCUAAGACCGUGUGCUGCUCUGCCAACGAAAGGGUAUGUCGAUGUGCUACAUUCGCCUCUCGAUGAGUGCCACAAUCCCUUCAAUCAGGAUUUAUCCCUCCUCAAAUAUAAUCUACUUCCAUCUCAUGGUGGCUAGUGUGGGCUUAAGGAGUAGAUGCAUCGCAGUUAUGCAUAUUUCAGUCCUACCAAGGCUUCACUUGAUGCUUCCACGUGCUUAUUGGGAUUUACCUCUUAGUGAGUCUUGGUUGUUUGAGACAAUGAUUUUAGAGAUUUAAAUUUUGAUGAUUAAACAUGGAAGAAGCAAAGGAGCCUCAUGUAAAGGGAGUCUCACUUGUGAAUUAUCACCCAAACCCCAACCUCAUUUAAGACUAUUAAGAGAAAAUUAAAUAUGUCAAACUCAUACGGUAUCAUUGACACUACAACCUCAUCAAGAAUUGCCAAGAGGUAAUCAAGACCCUGAGGUUACGACAUACCAUCAUCAAAGCUAAUGUCCUAAGGCUACUACCAUCAACUCACUAUCUGUUGUAUUUGUCUCUUAUAGACCCAUUUGAUGUAAAUGUAAUAGCAUAUACUACCCUAUAUAUGGACCUUUGUUCAUUUUCAUUAUGCCUUA